Brenthis ino (lesser marbled fritillary) is the source of this 1521-nucleotide messenger RNA. The record is from the annotation of a GenBank genome assembly. Lineage: Eukaryota; Metazoa; Arthropoda; Insecta; Lepidoptera; Nymphalidae.
AUGUAUAGGCAUGAAAACCUGCUCGCAGAAAAAAUAUGGAGUGAGCGAUGCAAAAAAAAUUCUGUUCUUCUAAAUGAUUGUAACUGGUGUUGGUGCGACCGGAACCAGCGCUAUCAGUGCAAAGCUCGUGUUUGUGAGGAAAUCGAUAUGUUUGGACAUUUUAAAGAUGCAAUUCGAGACAUUGAUGUUGGUAUGGAAGGACAUGGUUCAUGGCGAUCGACACAAUCACCAUGUACUCCAGGAGUUCAUUACCAGCGAGGAGCUACCUUGUGCAUCUGUGAUGAAGAUGGUAACUGGCCUAAUCCAGUCUGCAGGGAUCUCUUCAGAGUUCUCCACCCCGUCGAAGUUACUGGGCGAACAAAUCUGACUGACGACUAUAAUUGUGAACCAUUAAAGCUAUAUCUGGUGGGUUGCAAUGUAUGCCUUUGUCCUUCUAUAGCUGUUUUAGACCCUGCAUUUUGUACGAAUAAAGAAUGCCCAAAAGAUGAUCCAGUACUUGAAGUGAAAGAGGGUCCUCCAGUUGUGAUGACCCCCAAAAUUGAAAAUAUAACUGAUCUAGAAGUUUACGCUGCGUGCAAUUCAAAUUUCGACUAUGAAAUUGGCUGCAGGAAGUGUCACUGCCUUACAAAUAAUAGGCUACUUUGCUCUAGAUGUUCUGAGGAGCAGCUGCCGUAUACGGAAUUGUUCUAUAAAACGAGUGAAAGAAAAAGAAAAAAGAUAAACAAUAAAAAAAAGGAAAAAAAUGAAAAAAAUAAGGUAGAAUUAAAAUCACAAUGUGACACAAAAGAGGUGAACUCUUUUUUUUUCUUAGAUUGCAAUGUAUGCCAUUGCGAUGAACAGUCUAAUGUGUAUUGUACAACACGAACUUGCAUUAAAGAACCGCGUAAGCAACUUAAAGCUUUAUUUACAGUUGCCAAAAAGCAUAAAUUCAAAGAAGUGAAAAAGCCAGUAGAUAUCAUAAACUGUAUUCCCGGAACUUUUUUCAAACAGGACUGUAACACGUGUACAUGUUAUCAUAGCAAAAAAGGUCGUAAAUUAAUUAAUUGUACCGUCAAGAAAUGUCCAAACUUUAGUCCAAUAGACGCUCAAAAAUUGGAUUGCGUCGUAGGAACGUUUUAUGAAAUGAAUUGUAUGAUUUGUUCUUGCGUCCUUAAAAAUAAAUCAAAACGUCAAGUAUGCGAAAUAUAUCCACAUUGUGUAAAAGGUUCGGGGACUAAAUUUCAGCACUUGAAAGGGACUGAGUUAAAACCAGAAGAUUCUUUACAUGGUUACUGUGAACCAAUGCAUAGAUACAAAAAGGGUUGCAAUACAUGUCGCUGUUUGUCAGAUGGUAAAACCCUCAUGUGUACGUCUAAAGUUUGCGUUAAACGCUCUUCGGAUUCCAUAUCGAUCGAUCUAGUUCCAGUGCAUAUGAAUACGAAUGAAGCUUGUCCUAGAGGACAUUCUUAUAAAUUAGAUUGUAAUAUAUGUUUCUGUCUGUCAAAUGGCAACGCCAUCUGUACGACUGCACAGUGUAAUGAA